UACCAUUUUCUUUAUUUGGUCACCACGAGGAGUGACCCACCAAAUCGACCACAACCCCCUCCUCUCCCUCUCCAUGGCCUCCUCCGCUCUCAGGAGCCCUAACCCUACCCUCUCCAAGCCCUCGGCCUUCUCCUCCUCAUUCUCCUCCUUCCUCCUCCCCCGGACGAUCCCAGCGGAGCUCCGCCUCCCGCGGCGGUGCGCCACCGCGAUGCGACCCCCGGUCUCCGUCGCCUAUACGCUCACGCGGGAGCCCGCCGCCGUGGAGGCGGCGGCGGCGGCGAGGCCGGACUCGUUCGGAAGGUUCGGGAAGUUCGGCGGGAAGUACGUCCCCGAAACCCUAAUGCACGCUCUAGCCGAGCUCGAGGAGGCGUUUCGAUCCCUCUCCAAGGACGCUGAGUUUCAGAAAGAAUUGGAUGGUAUUCUUAGAGACUACGUUGGCCGUGAGAGCCCGCUGUACUUUGCGGAACGCCUUACAGAACAUUAUAAACGUGCCAACGGUGAGGGCCCGCAAAUAUACUUGAAAAGGGAAGAUCUUAACCACACCGGCGCCCACAAAAUCAACAAUGCUGUAGCGCAAGCUUUGCUUGCAAAGAGGUUGGGAAAGAAGCGCAUCAUAGCUGAAACAGGAGCUGGUCAGCACGGUGUUGCCACUGCGACUGUAUGUGCGAGAUUCGGUUUGCAGUGCGUAAUUUACAUGGGUGCUCAAGAUAUGGAGAGGCAGGCCCUUAACGUUUUCAGGAUGAGGCUUCUCGGGGCAGAGGUAAGAGCUGUCCAUUCUGGGACUGCAACACUGAAGGAUGCCACCUCAGAGGCCAUAAGGGACUGGGUGACCAACGUGGAGUCGACCCAUUACAUUUUGGGCUCUGUUGCAGGUCCACACCCAUAUCCUAUGAUGGUCAGAGAAUUCCAUGCCGUUAUUGGCAAGGAGACUCGAAAGCAGGCGAUGGAAAAGUGGGGUGGCAAGCCCGAUGUUUUGGUUGCUUGUGUUGGCGGAGGUUCAAAUGCGAUUGGACUCUUUCAUGAAUUUGUCGAUGAUAAAGACGUUAGAUUAAUUGGUGUGGAGGCUGCUGGGUUUGGACUUGAUAGUGGGAAGCAUGCCGCGACCUUAACAAAAGGUGAAGUAGGGGUUCUGCAUGGGGCAAUGAGUUAUUUAUUGCAAGAUGAGGAUGGACAAAUAGUUGAGCCUCAUUCGAUAAGUGCUGGUUUGGACUACCCGGGUGUUGGACCAGAGCACAGUUACUUGAAGGAUAUUGGGCGUGCAGAGUACUAUAGCAUCACUGAUCAUGAGGCCUUGGAAGCUUUCAAGCGGCUUUCUCGAUUGGAGGGCAUCAUCCCAGCAUUAGAAACUUCUCACGCAUUGGCCUACUUGGAAGUUCUCUGCCCGACUCUACCGAAUGGGACAAAGGUUGUACUAAACUGCAGCGGCCGAGGGGAUAAGGAUGUGCAAACAGCUAUAAAGCACCUUCAACUCUAAGCAUAGGAUCUUAAUUCCCAUUUUUCGAAUAUAGAGAGGGAAUAUCAGCAUCAUGCCAAUGUUGGUUUGUACUACUGUUGGGUACCAUCUUGUUCUAUGUCCAACUUUUGACUUAAAAAACACAAUGAGGAAUAAACAAUAGUUUUGAUACUUUCUUCUUAA
Ananas comosus (pineapple) is the source of this 1636-nucleotide messenger RNA. Its product is annotated as tryptophan synthase beta chain 1. Bases 74 to 1474 code for a protein of 466 amino acids. Gene Ontology annotation, cellular component: cytoplasm. Lineage: Eukaryota; Viridiplantae; Streptophyta; Magnoliopsida; Poales; Bromeliaceae. The transcript is spliced from 5 exons. Gene Ontology annotation, biological process: L-tryptophan biosynthetic process. The record is from RefSeq and is a predicted model, not a curated record. Gene Ontology annotation, molecular function: tryptophan synthase activity.